GAAACUGGUCAACGCAUAUUGGAGUUACAUGUAGUUGAUUACUGUGUUCGUGGCGCGCGGCGUGAAAUUUCUUUUUAUUGACAAUGGGAAUGGAUACGGUGUGACGGAAGCAGAGAGAAAACCUCAGACCAGUAAAAGCAGUAAGCCAGCCAACCUGAUAGAUGGCAGAACCAGCUAUCAUCAUUCACGCGGGCGCGUGGUCAGUCCCCGACGAAGCAGCUGAAGCGAAUGUAGCAGGAGUAAAGCUGGCUGCGAGGAUUGGCUACAAGGUAUUGAAGAAUGGAGGGAGCGCUUUAGACGCGGCAGAAGCAGCCAUCACCUCGCUGGAAAAUGACAAGACAUUUAAUGCGGGUGCUGGUGGCUCCCUCAAUGCAAUCGGGCAGCUGGAGAUGGAUGCGGUCAUCAUGGAGGGGAGACAUCUUAAGGCGGGAGGUGUUGCGGCCGUGAGGGAUAUCAGGAACCCCAUCCAGCUGGCGAGGAAGGUGCUGGAAGAGACACAACACGUGCUGGUUGUUGGUGAUGGCGCGUGUAGAUUGGCCGAGAAUCUCGGCAUUCCUCGCGUGGAUUCUGAAGUGUUGUUGAGUGAUUAUUCUAAGGAGGAGCAUCGGAACUUUGAUAAAUACAAGAAAGCUGUGGGCUCGCUCAUGAAAGGAAGGGAUGAUGAUUCCUCGCCAGCCAACUCCCAUGACACUGUUGGUGCAUGUGCACUUGACACAUCCGGAGAUGUUGCCUUUGGAACAUCGACGGGAGGUAUUCCUGCACAGCUUCCAGGACGGGUUGGUGACAGUCCGAUUAUUGGAUGCGGAGGUUAUUGUGACAACGGUAUAGGAGCUGUGUCGACGACAGGUCAUGGGGAGUCGAUCUCUAAGGUCUGUCUGGCGAGGCAUAUCACCGGGAAGAUGUCUGAAGGGUUUUCAAUAGAGAAAGGGAUACAGGAAGGCUUAAAGUACAUGGAAAAGAGAGUCAAAGGUCACGGUGGUGCAGUGGGCCUUGAUAAAGAUGGCAAUCCUGGGUUCGCCUUCACCACCAAACGGAUGCCCUGGUGUAGCAUCCGGGAGGAUACAAUGCAUUAUGGGAUUAAUCCAGGAGAAGAUUUCUGCGAAACAGUCUAACAGAUGUUCGAGUUGAAAAUAAAGUUUCCAAACGAUUUCGUUCUGUUUUAUUUUCGUAGAG
Molecule: messenger RNA, 1173 nt
Organism: Lineus longissimus
Lineage: Eukaryota; Metazoa; Nemertea; Pilidiophora; Heteronemertea; Lineidae
Product: isoaspartyl peptidase/L-asparaginase-like
Exons: 7
Coding region: 162-1112 (316 amino acids)
Cellular component (GO): cytoplasm
Molecular function (GO): beta-aspartyl-peptidase activity; asparaginase activity
Source: RefSeq, a predicted model, not a curated record